AUGGCUAGAUUACUUCAAUAUUCCUCCUUCUCCCUUUGUUUCCAUGCUAUAAUUGUGGCCACAGUAUUAGGUUCUAUCCCAAAGCUUACUCUUUCAUCAACCCUAUACUCUGAUAUCCAAGUGCUACGCACCCUGAAGCGUUCUGUUGAUCCCAGCUCUAUCUCCCCAACAUCUUACCUUACUACUUGGGACUUCAUGGUGGAUCCUUGUGAUAGUACUGGUAAACAGUUUCUCGGAAUAGUAUGCAGUAUUCCUCUAGACAAUGCUAGCGCUCCUAGCAGAAUUAUAGCAAUUGAUCUAGAUAGCGUUGGAUAUGAUGGGUUUCUGUCGCCGUCUAUCGGGAACUUAACCGAGCUCACCACCCUCAACCUAAACAAGAACAAGUUUCGUAGAACCAUACCAGAAUCGAUCUCCAAUCUUAAAAAGCUCACUCGGCUUUCACUGGCGGACAAUUGCCUCACGGGCACCAUUCCUACAGAAAUCACUUUAUUCAAGAAUCUUGAAUAUCUAGACAUUUCAGGAAACUUGCUCACUGGCUCAAUUCCAACUAAUAUCACCAGAUUACGAAGCUUGGCCUACUUAAGUUUUUCAAGCAACUCAUUCACAGGCACAAUUCCUGACCUCGCAGGGUUGUGGCAACUUGAAACUCUAGAUCUUUCUUCCAAUCAACUCUUUGGAAAUCUGCCACAUUUUCCUAUGAGAUUGAAAACACUGUUGCUAAAUAGCAAUAUACUUUCAGGCCACAUUUCUCGUGUUAAGAUGCUCAACGACCUUAGACGACUAGAUCUAAGUGACAACAAGUUUUCAGGUCACAUAAGCAAGGACAUUGUUUCAUUACCUAGGUUGGUUCACCUUAAUGUUUCAAUGAACCGUUUCACCGCAAUAGGGACGCGCAACUUUUCUAGGGAAGAGACACAACUACAAGUGCUUGACGCAGAAAAAAACAAUCUCCAUGGUCGUUUGCCUAUAAAUUUGACCACAAUUCAGAAUUUAGACACCAUUAAUCUAGCACAUAAUCAAUUGGCUGGGCCAUUACCAAGAGAAUAUGGAAAAAGAUUAGAGAAUUCAUGGAGAGUCCUGUACUUGGAUCACAACUUUCUAUCAGGAAAUGUUUCACAAGAGUUCAUUGUUCACGCACCACGGAUCGUAGGCAGCCUUUCCAAAAACUGCCUUAGGUGUCCAAUGUCAACAACCUUAUGCCGAGGAGGGCAAAGGUCAGCUUCAGAAUGCAUUUAG
Molecule: messenger RNA, 1236 nt
Organism: Juglans microcarpa x Juglans regia
Lineage: Eukaryota; Viridiplantae; Streptophyta; Magnoliopsida; Fagales; Juglandaceae
Product: probable LRR receptor-like serine/threonine-protein kinase At4g36180
Exons: 1
Coding region: 1-1236 (411 amino acids)
Molecular function (GO): protein binding
Source: RefSeq, a predicted model, not a curated record